UGUGAUAAAAUAAUCUGGCAAAAGAGGAAGAAAGCAGAUAUAAUCAGUGAGAAAGAGGGUGAGAUACAGCUCUCGAGUUUAGCAUUUAACUGAACUAACUCCGGUGGCAUCAAGCAGACAAGCACACAGGCAUUUCCUGCUAGCAAGACUUUGUAGGUUCUUCAUCAAGCACACAGCCGACAAGUGUUUGUCCGUCAUCUGAGAAGAUGGCCUGCCGCGUUGCAAGUCGUGUUUCAGAAAAGGAUCUUGAAUGCAAAGAAUUCCUCAUUGACAUCCCCUCAGUCCCCGAGCCUGCCGAGUGGCCUGAGUGCUGCAUCUACAGGGUUCCCAAAAAACUUCGCAAGGUAAACAAAGAAGCCUAUACUCCAAAGCUGGUUUCAAUCGGCCCUCUUCAUCACCGCAAAAGAGAAUUGAGGGACAUGGAAAAGCAGAAACUGAGAUACUUGAGGGAUUUCUGUUAUCGAACAGGGAAGAACCGGAAGGAUCUCGCACUCAUCAUUGAAGAGAAGGAAGCAGAAAUCCGUCACUGUUAUGCAGAACCCUCAAGACUCGGAAGCGGAGAGUUCGUAAACAUGAUUCUGAUGGAUGGUAUCUUUAUAAUUGAGCUCUUCUUGAGGACUGAUGAAAGUAAAAGUGAUUAUAUAUUAAGCAAACCCUGGCUGAGAAACAGUAUAGAGCAUGACUUGAUUCUACUCGAGAAUCAGCUUCCUUUUUUUGUUCUUGAGGAUCUGUAUAAAUCCUUCGACUAUGGCUCCUCCAAUUAUAAAGAAGUCUACCCUAACAGAGAGGACACUCCCUUUCUUAAGCUUUCCCGCAAUUACUUCUCUAAUUAUGAUCCCAAGACAGAUUCCAACAUCGGUGAGGAAGUGAAACAUUUCACAGAUUUGUUGAGAUAUUUCUUCUUUCCACCAGACCUGAAAGGUAAAGAAGGGGUAAAUGAAAGUAAAAGAAUCGAUCAUUUAUACAGUGCCACAAAGCUUGACGAGGCAGGAGUGCAAUUCGAAGCAGUUCAUGAAAGACAUUUAACUGACAUUCAAUUCCACAAGGGAAACUGCUUGGAACACUGCCCGUACCUUAACUGCUCCUGGCUCCUGAAUUGCUUGCCAUGUUUGAAAUGCUUAGUCUGCUUGAAAAGCAUGCAACCUUUCCUGGAACUCCCUGCCCUUAUAGUAGACGACACGACUGAAUGUGUUUUCCGAAACCUGAUGGCCUUGGAACAGUGUCAUUAUCCAACUCAGGCUUACAUCUGCAAUUACAUUCUUCUCCUGGAUUACCUCAUCAACACAGAAAAAGAUGUCGAUCUUUUGGUUGAGAAAAAAGUUAUCGUUAAUCAGAUUGGAAGCGACGAAGCAGUGGCGACACUAGUUAACAAACUUGGCCAUCAAAUUGUGGAAGUUAAUUCCUGUCAUUACAAACUCAGUCGAAAGCUAAACGAGCAUUACGAAGAUUUCUGGAACCGAAACAUGGCAACCUUGACAACGGUCUAUUUCCGGGAUAUUUGGAGAGGCACAGCAACGGUUGUUGGAAUUGUAAUCCUAUUUUUGACUGUCUGGAAUAUCUUCCUUAGGCAUUUCGUCAAACUGCCUCGGACCUAAGAUCUCUCGCUCCUUUAGUAUUGAUUGAAGUUUGCUUUGCUUUGUAUUGGUGGAGGUUGCAUGUGAAAUCAUCGUUAUGUUUUGGUUGUGAUCUCCUUUUCAGCCCUAACAAGUUCUACUACUGCAAUAUCGGCCAUGGAGAUCAGUCUGUAUUUUCAGCUAAUAAAGUUUGAAUAUCCUCUGUAAUAAUACUUCAUCAAAUAUAAUGCCUAUAACGUGUUCAGAAUA
Carya illinoinensis is the source of this 1823-nucleotide messenger RNA. Its product is annotated as UPF0481 protein At3g47200-like. Lineage: Eukaryota; Viridiplantae; Streptophyta; Magnoliopsida; Fagales; Juglandaceae. Bases 207 to 1595 code for a protein of 462 amino acids. The transcript has 2 exons. The record is from RefSeq and is a predicted model, not a curated record.